GUGAAUAUUUUCAAGUUUGUUCCAUGAGGUGUCAACAUGAAGAAUGUCACUGAAGUUACUAUGUUUGUACUGAAGGGCUUUACAGUGAAUUUUGAACUACAAAUCAUCUUAUUCUUCCUUUUUCUAGCAAUAUAUCUGCUUACUCUGAUAGGAAAUUUGGGACUGAUUGUGUUGGUUAUUGGGGAUUCCCGGCUACACAACCCCAUGUACUAUUUUCUGAGUGUGUUAUCAUCUGUGGAUGCCUGCUAUUCCUCAGUAAUUACUCCAAAUAUGUUAGUAGAUUUUAUGUCAAACAAUAAAGUCAUUUCAUUCGUUGGAUGUGCAACACAGAUGUUUCUCGCUAUUACUUUUGGGACCACAGAAUGCUUUCUCUUGGCUGCAAUGGCAUAUGAUCGCUAUGUAGCAAUCUACAACCCUCUCCUGUAUUUACUUAGGAUGUCACCAAGAGUCUAUGUUCCACUCAUCAUUGCUUCCUAUGUCGGUGGCAUCUUGCAUGCUACUUUACACACGGUGGCUACUUUUAGUCUAUCCUUCUGUGGAACCAAUGAAAUUAGACAUAUCUUUUGUGACAGUGCUCCUCUCUUAGCUAUUUCUUGUUCUGACACUCACACAAAUCAUCUUCUAAUCUUUUACUUUGUGGGCUUUAUUGAGAUAGUUACUAUCCUGAUCGUCCUCAUUUCCUAUGGUUUCAUUUUCUUGGUGAUUCUGAGGAUGCAUUCUGCUGAAGGGAGAAAAAAAGUCUUUUCUACAUGUGGUUCUCAUCUAACUGGAGUGUCAGUUUUUCAUGGUACAGUUCUCUUCAUGUACGUGAGACCAAGUUCCAGCUAUGCUUUGGAUCAUGACAUGAUAGUGUCAAUAUUUUACACUAUUGUGAUUCCCAUGCUGAAUCCCAUCAUCUAUAGUUUGAGGAACAGAGAUGUAAAAGAAGCAAUACAAAAAAUGUUUAAAAAAAUGGUUUAUAAAUAA
Molecule: messenger RNA, 966 nt
Organism: Equus quagga
Lineage: Eukaryota; Metazoa; Chordata; Mammalia; Perissodactyla; Equidae
Product: olfactory receptor 1086-like
Exons: 1
Coding region: 37-966 (309 amino acids)
Biological process (GO): sensory perception of smell; G protein-coupled receptor signaling pathway
Cellular component (GO): membrane
Molecular function (GO): odorant binding; olfactory receptor activity; G protein-coupled receptor activity
Source: RefSeq, a predicted model, not a curated record